Entamoeba nuttalli P19 is the source of this 1557-nucleotide messenger RNA. RefSeq lists its product as hypothetical. The record is from RefSeq and is a predicted model, not a curated record. Bases 1 to 1557 code for a protein of 518 amino acids. Lineage: Eukaryota; Evosea; Mastigamoebida; Endamoebidae. The transcript has 2 exons.
AUGGAUAAAGCCGUUCAAGAUGUCGAUGAGGGAUUAACUCAACCUGUAUUACCAACAUCAUUUGUUACACCUUACCAACUCCCACGAUAUUGUCAAUAUAAUAGAGGAACAUGUUGGGCAUUAGCUACCAUUGGUCUUUUGGAACAAUCAUAUAGAGAUAAUGGUAUUAGAAAAGGAUUUCUUAAAGAAAAUGAAUAUCUUAGACUAUCACCUCAAGCAUAUGCUAUUGAUGUCUUAAAUCAAUGUGCUUUACACCCAGAAGCUUGUCCAGGCAAACAAGGAAUUGAUAAUUCAACAGAAGGAGGAUAUGUAGAAUGGUUAUAUGCAUUCACUGAUUUAUAUGACAAAGUUAUUCCAGAAAGUGCUUGUCCAUAUGCACAAGAAAAUGAAGGACAAUGGGAAUGUGUUGAUAAAGAAAAGAAACAAGCAAGUAAUCCAAUAAAAUUCAAUGUUACUAGUAUAACUACUAAAAGAAAUAUUUAUGAUGUUAAAAAAUUAUUAGUUGACACAAAUAAACCUGUUGCAUUUGAUUCAUCAUUAAUCAUUGGACAAUAUGCUAUUCCAACUGCUGGACAUGAAAUGUUAAGGGCAUUUGUCAAGAAUGUAGACAAUUGUCCAAAUAGUAAUAAUGAAGAAUGUAUGUAUCUUGAACAACAUGAAAUGAAUCCAGAUGGAGAAUUCUUUAUUGAAGAUACAAAAGCUGCUAGUGAAGGAGGACAUGCAAUGAAUAUUGUUGGAUAUAAUGAUCAUUUUGUUAAUAAAGAUGGAACUAAAGGAGCAUUUAUUGUAAGAAAUUCAUGGUUAGAAGCUGUUUAUGAUUAUGAUGCUAAUCAAUGGAUUUUCCCAGAAGAAAAGCAAAGAAAGAAAUUUAAUGUUAAAGCAAAUAAACUUCCACCACCAACACCUAGAAAUUAUUAUAGAGGAUCUCAUUCAUCAAAAUAUAUAAUGCAAGAAAUUUCAGAAUGGGAUGAACGUAUUUUAUGUCCAAAUCCAAAUAAUAUUCAAAACUGGGAUUCAUGUGUCAAUUUAGCUGUUGGACCUACUAAACAAGGAGUUAGACAAAAUAUUCCAGAUUCAUCAGCAUGUUUCAAUCAAACUUUUAUGAUGGAAUAUGCUAAGAAUUAUCGUAGACCAAUGGAAUUUAGAUGUUUGAAUCAAUUUACAAGUGAAUUAUGUAGUGAAGAAGAUUUAGAUGGAUCAAGAUUCUUCUUGACACAUAAAUCACAAUCUAUUCACAAUCCUAAUUUGGUUAAUUUCUGUAUGUUAAGAGUAAAUAAAACUGAUAUCACUCAACAAAAGGAAUUUUGUGCUAAUGAUGUUCCAUUUGAUUAUGUUGAAUUCUUAUUUAUGCCAACAAGAGAAUAUAUGGAUUUAUUACAAAACAAUGAGGACUAUUGUGGAUUCCAUAUUUGGCCUUAUAGUUACAUCGAAAGAAAUCAAAAAUACAGAGGGUUCUUUGAUGUAAUUCAUUUUGACAUCACAUGGGAUGAUCGUUCUUAUUUAGCUAAUAAAGAAAAAGGAUUUGAUUAUCAAACCUUAUCAAAAGAGAUUCACUGA